AUGGGAUCCAAGGGUGUUUGGGCAGUAUGCAAGGGGCCUGGAGAUGCUUGUGCAAGAAGUGAAUUUAAGUAGCAUUGGUGCAAGAAGACUGAUAGGGAAGUGUGAGAGGGGUGAGUUAGUGACACUUGAGAGAUGUGCCCUGAAGGAACUGUCCCAGUGAGCCAGUUGCUUCCUAUCUCAGCGUGUGGCUGCUUCCCAGGAGGGGGAUAUAAGGAUUCCUGUCUCUGAGUCAUGGCAGACAGAAGAUUGGAGAAUUUCUGUGAACAAGCAUGUGAAUCACUCAGAAGGCAAGAGUAUGAAGCAGUGGUGUCUCUGUGUACUGAGGCUCUCCGGGCCCUCAGCCACUACAAAGCCGCUCACACCAAUGAACCCAACCAGACAGAACUCAGCCGGAUCCAGACUGAAAGCCUUCUGUACAGGAUUGCGUCCUUCCUGCAGCUGAAAAACUAUGAUCAAGCAGAUGAAGACUGCAGGCAUGUUCUGGGGCCAUGUCACACUCGGCUGGACAGCUCGGUUCAUGCAGUGCUGUGCUCUUUGCACCUGGAAGGGAAGCUGCAGGCUGUGUCAAGUGUUCUGUCCAAAUGCCUGACAGGGGAGAGUCUGAAUGGCUUGGUAAACAAGGAUCUGACUCAGCUGAAAACACUCUUGGCUGAAAUUGAGACUGUCAGUAACACGGUCCGGUCCAGUUACCAUGGAGAUGAUCUGGAAGAUGGAUCCCAUGAUGGAUGGCAGUUCCGCCCCCCUCCCCGGGGUGUCACAAGUAGUGAGGAGUAUACGUUAUGUAAGAGAUUCCUGGAGCAGGGGAUUUGCAGGUACGGAGCACAGUGCACUUCCGCGCACUCCCAGGAAGAGUUGGAGGAAUGGCAGAAACGCUAUGCCUCACGCCUCAUCCGACUCAAGCAGCAGAAGGAAAACACCCAGUUUUCUGGCAGCUACAUGGAAAGUUUAAUAGAAAAAUGGAUGAACUCAUUGUCACCAGAGAAAGUGCUCAAUGAGUGUGUGGAAGGAGUGCAUGUGGAAUACAGCCCCGACCUCUCUGUCACUGUCACCACCAAAAAGUCACAUCAAACAUGGACCUUCCUUCUCACUUGUAAGCCGGCACGACUCCUACAGCGGGUGGCGCUCCUAUACGACGCACACAGACCUCAUUUCAGUAUCGUUGCAGUAGCUGCUGGAGACAGCAACUCUCAUGUAUCCCAGGAAGUCCCAGAAAGUUGUCAGGAAUGGGUGGGAGAGAAGAUGGCACAGAAUGGGUUGGACCAUUGCAUAUACAAAGUAGCAAUAGCUUUUACCACCGGGAUCUUUGGAACAUUCCGUCAAACGGUUGUGUUCGACUUUGGUGCGGAGCCGGUUCUUAUGCAGAGAAUAAUGGUGGAUGCUGCAUCCACUGAAGACCUUGAAUACUUGAUGCAUGCUCGGCAGCAGCUACUAACAACAGCUAAGCGCUGGGACUCCAUGUCAAAGACCAUUGUAGAGUUUGAACCCAAUGAAACUACUGAAUUGGAUAGGAGCCUACUUAACCGAUACCAAAUCCCCCUCUCUGCUGAUCAGCUGUUUACACAGUCUGUCCUGGACAAAACCCUGACUAAGUGCAACUAUCAGUCUCGCUUACAUGACUUGCUCUACAUCGAGGAGAUUGCACAGUACAAGGAGGUUAGCAAGUUUAAUAUAAAGGUGCAGCUGCAGCUGGUAUCGAGCUUCAUGUUGACUGGUGUAACUGGAGGUGCAAAAUAUGCCCAGAAUGGACAGCUCUUUGGACGCUUUAAACUCACUGAGACACUUUCUGAAGAUACUUUGGCUGGGAGGCUGGUGAUGACCAAAGUGAACGCUGUGUAUUUGCUGCCUGUCACAAAGGAGAAAUCGGUUCAGAGCCAGGGCACCAAAGAGAAAGUUUAUGAGGCUGUUAUAGAGGAUAAAACCAAGGAGUUUAUCUUCCUGAGAAUAUGCAAGGACUGCUGUGAAGAGCUCAAGCUCAAACCUGAUCGGGAGAUGCAGGUUGAGCUUCAGUUCCAGCUGAACAGGCUUCCCCUAUGUGAAAUGCACUAUGCCUUGGACAGAGUCAAGGACAACAGUAUCAUGUUUCCAGAUCUGAGCAUGACUCCGCCCAUACCCUGGAGUCCCAACAGGCAGUGGGAUGAGUUGCUGGACCCCCGGCUAAAUGCGAAGCAGAAGGAAGCCAUCUUGGCCAUCACUACCCCUCUUUCUGUACAGCUUCCUCCUGUCCUCAUUAUCGGCCCAUAUGGGACUGGCAAAACCUUCACGCUGGCUCAGGCCGUAAAGCACAUACUCAAACAGCAAGAGACCAGGGUUCUUAUCUGCACCCAUUCCAACAGUGCUGCUGACCUCUACAUCAAGGAUUACUUGCAUCCUUACGUUGAAACAGGGAAUCCCCAAGCCAGACCACUCAGGGUAUAUUUCCGAAAUCGCUGGGUGAAGACCGUCCACCCGGUGGUGCACCAGUACUGUCUAAUAUCCAGCACGCAUUCCGUCUUUCAGAUGCCCCAGAAGGAGGAUAUACUGCAACACCGGGUUGUGGUGGUUACACUGAGCACGUCUCAGUAUCUAUGCCAGUUGGAUCUGGAACCUGGGUUUUUCACACAUAUCCUCUUAGACGAAGCGGCACAAGCCAUGGAGUGUGAGACCAUUAUGCCUCUUGCUUUGGCAAACAAAAGUACAAGGAUUGUCCUGGCUGGAGACCACAUGCAGCUCAGCCCAUUUGUCUACAGCGAGUUUGCCAGAGAGAGGAACCUGCACGUCUCAUUACUUGACCGCCUGUAUGAACUGUACCCUGUAGACUUUCCCUGUCGUAUUCUGCUAUGUGAGAAUUAUCGCUCACAUGAAGCCAUCAUAAACUACACCUCAGAGCUGUUCUACGAGGGAAAACUGAUGGCCAGUGGCAAGCAACCCUGCCACAAAGACUUCUACCCUCUAACCUUCUUCACAGCACGUGGGGAGGACGUACAAGAGAAGAACAGCACUGCUUUCUAUAAUAACGCUGAGGUCUUUGAAGUGGUGGAGCGUGUGGAAGAGUUACGGAGGAAAUGGCCCGUGGCCUGGGGCAAGUUGGAUGAGGGCAGCAUAGGAGUGGUAACACCGUACGCUGACCAAGUAUUUAGGAUACGUGCAGAACUACGGAAAAAACGUCUGUCGGAAAUCAGUGUGGAAAGAGUGUUGAAUGUUCAGGGAAAACAGUUCCGGGUCCUGUUCCUCAGCACAGUUCGAACACGACACACAUGCAAACACAAACAGACUCCAAUCAAGCGGAAGGAGCAGCUCCUGGAAGAUUCCACAGAAGAUUUGGAUUAUGGUUUCCUCUCCAAUUAUAAACUGCUCAACACCGCCAUUACCCGAGCCCAGUCCUUGGUGGCUGUGGUGGGCGAUCCCAUUGCUUUGUGCUCUAUUGGAAGGUGCAGGAAGUUUUGGGAGCAAUUUAUCACCAUUUGCCAUGAUAACAAAAGCCUUCAUGGCAUUACCUUCGAGCAGAUCAAAUCCCAGCUAGAGGCCUUAGAGCUGAAGAAAACCUACGUGCUCAACCCACUGGCUCCUGAAUUUAUUCCCCGUGCCCUCCGACAGCAGCACUCAGGAAACGCGUCCAAGCAGCAGCAGCAGUCACCCCCAAAGUGUAAGGGGCACCACAAUCAGAACGACCACUUUCCAGGAGAUGGACUAGUUCAGCCAAACCCCUCUGUUCUGAUUGGAAAUCCUAUCCAGGCCUACACGCCACCCCUGGGCCCACACUCCAACAUAGCAAAGUCUCCUAGCCCCGUGCAGAGAAUCGAUCCACACACCGGCACCAGUAUUCUUUAUGUGCCUGCAGUCUAUGGGGGAAACAUGGUCAUGUCUGUGCCUUUACCUGUACCAUGGCCUAGUUAUCAGGGCAGGCUUUCUGUCGACCCUCGGCUUAUGACACACCCAGCUAUGGCGUAUAACAUGAACCUCCUCCAGGCACAUGGCCGCGGCUCCCCCAUACCAUUUGGCCUCGGUCAUAAUUCUCCUGUCAAUGUUGGGCCCCCUCAGCAACCCCUUCAGUACCCGGACAAAGAUCAGCAUGAGCAGCAUCGUAAUGGUAAAAGCGAAAACAAUCAAGGAGCGGAUCUGAAUAAGAUUCGUACUCCAGAGAAAAAGCCUCCAGAAUCUAAGCAGGGUGACAUGGACCCAAAUGCACAGAGAAGUCCAGAUUCCAGAGGAAAUGCUACUUUUCUUAAUCCUAAAUUUCAUCGUAAAGAUAAUCCCAGUCAGAGACACCAGAAUGUUCACCUGGCCCCCCCACAGCCUCAGUUCCCUAUGCCAAAUCGGCACUACCAGCACCUCUCCCAGCUCCAGAGGCCACCAUUUUCCAUACAGCAGCAGAACAUGCUUACCCAGCAACAGAACCAUCUAUCUGAACUACAAAACCAAAUACCUCCACAACCGGGCCAGCUUGUCCCACAGCAUAACCAUUUAAAUCAGCAGCCGCCACAAGCCUCACAGCUUUCUCCUGCUUAUCCUCCUGGACCCAAUCAUUCAUUCUUUAAUAACCCUAUGCCUGCUCGGCCUCAUUCUCCAAGUGUGGAUGGAAUGAUGUCUGAACAGCCACCUCCUCCCAUGCUUCAAGAUGUCAACCCCCUUCGGUCUGUUCCCCAGCACAACCCACUGCUCUCAUCACAUAUGAACAAUUUUAUGGAAGAGAGCCCUCAAGGCAUUGGUGCUGGUGACACCCUGGAUCGCUUACAUGGCAACUUGGCCUUGGAAACAUUAAGGCAGCAGCAGACACGAAUACAGCAAUGGAAUGAACAUAGUGCUUUCCUCACUCAAGGCAACAUCCCCUACCCACACAACCCUCACCUGCAACAUCUUCCUCAGCAAGCAUUGGGGAUCACCCAACAGCAGCUAGUGCGACCAAACUGGAAGAUUCCCAGUGCUGAGGAGGAGUCAGAAGUGUCUUACUCCAGGUUUCAGGAGUUUUUACGAGAGCUGUCUCAUCACGAUCCCAGCGAAGGUAGAGACCUAUCAGAAAUGCCGCCCCCACAAUCCAGACUGUUACAGUACAGGCAGGUCCAGGCCAGAAGCCCACCAGCACUAUCAUCCCCUUCCUCUAGCCAUGGUGGCCAGUACCCGAACUACACUGAAAACAGCCGAGACAUGGAGAUGACCAACAACCCAGCAUUUGCCCAGCAUAUGACGCACAUGUAUCCUUUGCCACCUGGGCACACAACACCGCCACCCCUCAAAUACCUGCAGCACGAUGGAUCGUGGACCUAUGCUAGCCUUCAGCAGAAUCCCUUAAUGGGACAAGGAUUUCAUUAUGGCAUGUCCCCACUUCAACACAGACCCCCACAGAACCCUUUCAUGCACCAGUUACAAAACCAUCAGCAGCCAGCUGGUCAGGAAUCAUUUCAUCCACCUGCAUCUCGAGCAGUAUCCACCUCUUCACUCCACACCCUAGAAGAGUAUGAACCUAGAGGACCUGGGAGGCCGUUGUACCAAAGAAGAAUUUCUGCAAGCUCAGCACAUACUGGUUCUGAUGAUUUAGUGAUCUGCCAGGAGAGCCUUGGGCAACGUAAAGAUCUAGAUGAGCAGACUAACCAACCCCCAUUCAACUACUCCGCCCCAGAGAUGUGGAUCAGUGGCGCACCUUCUGGUCCCUACCAGAACAUUCCGUGCAAUGGAUCCAGCAGAAUAGCGCCACCCAGGGAUAUGUUAGUUGCUCCACCGAAAAUGGCGAAGCCUCCGGACGACCAGCUGAAGGCAGAGAACAUGCAGCUCCCCGCUUCCUUCAACUACAAUGUCCUGCAGCACCUCGGCCAGUUCCCGCCGCUCAUGCCCAACAAACAGAUUGCAGAGCCAAACGGCGCAGCAGCCAUGCAGCAAAGUGUCAGCGGGAACAAACCCACCAUGUCUUAUGCCAGCGCCCUGCGCGCUCCACCCAGACCCAAGCCCCCUCCAGAGCAGGCAAAAAAAAAUAGUGACCCUUUGUCUUUGUUUCAGGAACUAAGCCUAGGCAGUUCGUCAGGUAAUAACGGCUUUUAUUCCUAUUUUAAAUAAAUGCCUCCCCAACCCUUCUAUGGUUUUUAUAAUGCAACCCCCCCACACACAUUUUAUUUUAUUUUUUUGUAGAAAAAACUUUUUGUUUUAGCUUUUUGGUUGAUGUUGAUGAGUAAAAUAGGCUCAGCCUUACCUUUCAGCCACUUUUAUUUUCUUUUUGUAUGCGUGUGAAGAAACACAGAUGUAUGUAACUGUGCCAGUGCACAUACAGUUGGGCCCAUAAAUCUUAGGACAGAGACAAAUUUUUUUCUACUUUUGGUUCUGCACAUUACCACAGUGAAUUUUAAAUGAAACAACUCAGAUGCAGUUGAACUUUUAGCUUAAAUUUAGUGAGUUAAACAAAAAGAUUGCAUAAAAAUGUGAGGAACUAAAGCCUUUUUUAACACAAUCACUUCAUUUCAGGGCUCGAAGGUAAUUGGACAAAUUAAAAAACUGAAAAUAAAAUGUUCAUUUCUAAUACUUGGUUGAAAACCCUUUGCUGGCAAUGACAAAGUCUUGAACUCAUGGACAUCACCAGAUUCUGGGUUUUUUUAAGAUUUGAUAUCACGAAUGAUAUUACGAAGGAAUUGCCCACACCUGCCUAUGAAAUAGCGUUUGCGUUAAUUGUCCAAUUAUUUUGAGCCCCUGAAAUGAAGUGAUUGUGUUAAAAAAAAAAAAAAAAGGCUUUAGUUCAUCACAUUUUUAUGCAAUCAUUUUGUUCAACCCACUGAAUUAAAGCUGAAAGUCUGCAGUUCAACUGAGUUGUUUCAUUUAAAAUUCAUUGUGGUAAUGUACAGAACCAAAAUUAGAAAAAAAGUUGUCUCUCUGUCCAAAGAUUUAUGUGCCUGACUGUAUAUCCCCAAGGAGUGAAAAGAAUACACAUUUUUUGGAUGUGUAAUAUUUGGUGUCAUUAAGUCUUUGUAACCCUGCCCACUGCACCUAAUAGCUGCUUCACUCAGGUGCCCCACAGCCGGAUGUAUGAAAUAUACUGCCCCAGUUCAAUCACGUUCCCGAUCAUGCAGCGCCUGAGAGAAGAGUAGAGCUCUGGGUGGGGUCACAAUGCCCAUGUAGCAUAGGUAAGCAUGUGGAGGCACAUGCACUGCCAUACAUACAUACAUACAUACAUACAUACAUACAUAAAAACACGGAUGUGUAUUUAUAUGUGAGUAUACAUUUAAAUCAAAAGUUAAUAGCUUUGCUGCUAAAUUUGUGUCUCGUAAGAAACAAAAAUCAGUCUGCGAAUCGACAUGGGUUCACCCUUCGCUUUUAUGUGAAAGAACAAUUUUUAUUUCCUAAGUGUCAUAAAUCUUGCAUUACUUUUAGCUGCCUGGGAAUUACUCGCGCUCUGUAACAAAAAAGGAAAAAAAAAAAAAAACUUUAACAAAAAAAGAAGAAAAAAAGGCAGAUUUUUUUUUUCAGUUCUUUUAAAAAAUAAUAAAAUACAAAAAAAUAGUCGCCUUUAGAUUUGUUCAGUAACAUUGGCGUUGUAUCCUGGAUUUCUGUACCAGAAACAGCCCGUUAGUGCACAAAUUGCAUCUUUCUCUUGCUUUUAACAUUUUUCUGUGUUUUUUUUCAUUUACUUUUAUUUUAAAUGGCAAUUUCUUUUUAUUGUCUUUGCUUUCUGUGAUUGACUGCUGCCCUUAACCAUCUCUUCUCCAGAGUUUAUAUGGCAGGGGGCUAAACGACGGACUAAUUUUAUUGGGCAAUAAAUCAAGUCUGCCGCAAUUACUGAAAAGAAAAGUUUUUAAAGUGCCGCUGUAUUGUAAAAUGAAAAAAAAAAACAAAUCAAAAACAUUUUAACCCAAAAAGUGCCCAACUCAAAGUCACCCUUUCCCUCUUUUAUAAUUUUGUGCAUCAGGGUACAAAGCAGAAAGGAAGGAAAGUUGUCUCGGAGAUCAUUUUUAUAUGACUCCAUUUGGUUAUAUAGUGUAUAAUCCAUUUCCCAAAUCAAGAGAGAAAGGAGCAAAGCAGGUGAUGUCACUUUAAGUUUAAAGGGAAAGAAAGCAUAGACAUGAGUUGGGUAUAGUUACCCGCUGCUAAAACCUCUGAAUGCAGUACUCACACACACGACACUGCUUUAACUACAUAAACAGGUCUCCUUGUUAUCAAUGUGCAAAAGGAAAGUAAAACAAAUCUAUAUAUAAAUAUUAUAUAUAUAUUAGAAGAAAUUAAAAUAAAACAAUAUACUUUUAAAUGGACAAAAAAAAAAUCCGUUCGACUUUUUAUUUUAGACAAGCGUGCAAAAAUGGCUUGUAAAUGUUAAUUUCUUAGGUUUGGUUUUUAUUUGAAAUCAUGGAAAGCCGAAAAAUCCAUUUCUAGGUCUGUUGGUGCUGAGUAGAAUUUAAUGACUAUUUUAAAAGGAAAGAAGUGUGUGAAUUUAGUAAAGAUCCUGUUUCUUUUCACUAUGCAUGUGUCAAUGUUUGUAUCCGGCUUUUAUGUCUCUUCCCCUUCAGUGGUUUUGGGAAAAAAAAAAGAAAAAUAACAAUUGUGCCGCUUCCAUUUUUUUUUCUUAUUUUUUUUUCUGGUUUUAAAAAAACAAAAACAAGAAAAAAACAAUUUUGGUACAUUAUUUGAUGUUUACAUUAAAAUGUGACAUUCAGAAAACCAAA
Messenger RNA from Xenopus laevis (African clawed frog), 8612 nucleotides. RefSeq names its product helicase with zinc finger L homeolog (gene helz.L). Gene Ontology annotation, biological process: regulatory ncRNA-mediated post-transcriptional gene silencing. The record is from RefSeq and is a predicted model, not a curated record. Gene Ontology annotation, molecular function: hydrolase activity; DNA binding; RNA helicase activity. Bases 232 to 6024 code for a protein of 1930 amino acids. Gene Ontology annotation, cellular component: cytoplasm; P granule; nucleus. The transcript has 31 exons. NCBI's taxonomy places the organism in Eukaryota, Metazoa, Chordata, Amphibia, Anura, Pipidae.